AGCUGUCAGUUUUAACGCGUUAAUCGUGCGUUAAUUAAAAUAGUAUUUGACGCCGACAAUUUUUUUUAUCGCACGUUAAUCGCGCAUCAAAAACACACUUUUCACUAAGACCACACGCACACACACAGCGCUUUCUGUACUGUGAGUUUUUCUUUUUUUUUCCCUYGGCGCACACCGUAGCUCCAGGAAAAACAAGUGCGUGGUAGCAGGACGAUAGCAUGACUUUAAUAAGCAGAGAUGGCCAGCGGAAAAGGUAUCUUAAAUGGCAAGUUUCUUUUCAAAGUUAUGCCAGAUGGCUCUCUCGACAAAAACAGAGUUGUUUGUACUUAUUGUUGCGAAAUGAGUUACCACCGGAGUACGUCAAGUCAGAAAUACCACUUGUUAGCCAAACACACCGCCAACACAGGAAACAGCCAACAACAACCAACUCGACAGACAACGCUGGAUAAUGUCCACCAAAAACCCAUGAGCAGCGCCACCAAAAAACGACUUGGAACAGCUCUAGCUAAAUGGAUAGCUACCGCUUGCAGACCGAUUAAUGUUGUUGAGGAUGAAGGUUUGCUUGAAAUUAUUCGCAUUGCGAGCAACGAUCCUACAUAUGAACUUCCUUCAAGAGCUUCAACUGUGACCAAGAUAAACAAUUUGUAUGAAGACAAGAAAGCUAACGUGAAGGAAACUUUGGAGCAGACAAACACGGUGGCGCUCACAGGUGACUAUUGGACUUCUCUCGGCAAUCACAACUACCUCGGGGUCACGGCACAUUAUUUUAGCCCGCAGUGGGAACUACAGUCGCAUGCUUUGACUGUUAUGAAAACAGAGGAGAGGCACUUUGCUAGUGUAUGCGCUGACCACUUUAUGCACGUGGCAAGGCAGUGGGAUAUUGAGCAUAAAGUCACUACUCUGACUACAGAUAGUGCACGUAACAUGAUGGCAGCAGCCAGACAGUUGCCCUUCGAGCAUAUGCCUUGCAUCGCUCAUACUAUUCAUCGAGCUAUCACAGUUUCUUUGCAAAACAGCCCGUUUGACAAUGCACUCGCAAAAUGCAGAAAGUUAGUGGGACAUUUUAAACAUAGUCCUUCUAACAUGGCAGAGUUGGAACAGAAGCAGAUUGUGCACAAUCAGAAGACAGAGUCACUCACACAGGAUGUGUCUACAAGAUGGAACAGUACCCUGGAGAUGAUCAGCCGUGUACUCAGAAAUCAGGAMCCUCUGAAAGAUGCUCUGGCCCUACAUCCAGCCAACAUCACCAUGCCAACACCUGCUGAGCUGGAUAAACUGAAGAAGCUGGAGGAAGUGUUGGAGCAUUGCAGGUACGUCAGCAACCUUCUGGGAGGAGAGAGAUUUGUUUCCUGCUCAGUGGUGCUGCCAGCAUUAUGUCAUCUGUCAAGGGUGAUGGAGGUCUCUGAGGAUGACCCAGCUUACAUGGCUAAAUUUAAGGUGAGCUUCACAACGGACAUGGACAAACGCAAGUUAAAAACUAACAUCACAUGGCUGAGGACUGCAAGCGCCCUUGAUCCUAGGUUCAAGAACCUUAAGUGUCUGAGCAGACCUGAGAGGUCUGAGGUGUGGUGGUCUAUCACUGCCUUACUCAGGGAGGAGGAGACAAAGAGGCCUGGACAACCAGAG
Messenger RNA from Austrofundulus limnaeus, 1626 nucleotides. Its product is annotated as zinc finger BED domain-containing protein 1. The record is from RefSeq and is a predicted model, not a curated record. Lineage: Eukaryota; Metazoa; Chordata; Actinopteri; Cyprinodontiformes; Rivulidae.